AUGCCCGGUUCUAGCUCCGAACUUCGGCCGCACGGUCAGUAUGGCGCCUACUACAUUGACGACUUGGUGACGAGAAGCAUUCAACAUGGCCUCUCUCUUGAUGCAGAGGACGCAGUCGAUGCCAAAGACAAAUUGAAAUACGCCUUGAUCGAAGGGCUUCACGAGCUCUACGACAGCCAAAGCCAAGAGCACCUUGACCACAUGCUCGAGGUGGCGAGGGUCGUUGAUCAGUAUUUCCUGCAAGGUUGGCUCACCCACACCCACAGACGCCCGUCCGGCCAGGAGAUAGCCUACCUCCGAAUCGAUAUCCGAGACGGCAAUGAGAAUUGCGAAGACUCAUGCAGCAGCUUCCGAGUCGGGGUGCAGAGCGACGGCGUCGGGUCGCUUCCCGUCGUCGAUGUCGACAUCGAGGCUGCAGGGGCGUGGACCAUUGGGCGGAUUGUUGAGAUGAUGAUCCACGAGAUGGUGCACGGGUAUCUUCUGCUGUUCUCGUGUCGAGGCGGCUCCUGCCAGGAGUUCGGGGUUUGCUCCCAAUACUCUCAUGACAAAAGAGGACGGCAUGGAUGCCAUUCCCGCACGUUGUUGAAGCACAUAUACGAGAGCAUACAGGAGUGGGAUGACGCCCUGGGCGGCUUCGGGGAGGACUUUAUUGACGGAUGCGACCAAGAAAGACAGGAUGAUGUGUUGGUUGAUGUGAGGAACCUGUACUCGUAA
Molecule: messenger RNA, 714 nt
Organism: Colletotrichum graminicola M1.001
Lineage: Eukaryota; Fungi; Ascomycota; Sordariomycetes; Glomerellales; Glomerellaceae
Exons: 1
Coding region: 1-714 (237 amino acids)
Source: RefSeq, a predicted model, not a curated record